Molecule: messenger RNA, 1659 nt
Organism: Trichoderma gamsii
Lineage: Eukaryota; Fungi; Ascomycota; Sordariomycetes; Hypocreales; Hypocreaceae
Product: WSC domain-containing protein
Exons: 5
Coding region: 1-1659 (552 amino acids)
Biological process (GO): response to reactive oxygen species; cellular response to oxidative stress; hydrogen peroxide catabolic process
Molecular function (GO): heme binding; peroxidase activity
Source: RefSeq, a predicted model, not a curated record
AUGGCCUGGACUCGAGCCAUCCUCUACUCUGCUCUCAGCAGUUACCUCUGGCAUCCAGCAAACGCUAAUUAUGUGUGGCCAAAUGAAGAAAUCGACGAGCUCGAGAGGAUAUUAUUCGAACAAGACAGUAUUUUUGGCCAGCCUGGCAGCGACCUGGCCUCAUUUGUCUCAGGCUGUUCUGGGUUUGGAGACGGCCCCCAAGGCGGAGAGCGCAAUUUCGGCGCCGAAUGGCUGAGAACUGCCUACCAUGACAUGGCUACGGCAGAUGUGAAUGCUGGAACCGGCGGUCUGGACGCUUCUAUUCUGUUCGAAACGGAUCGUCCUGAGAAUCCUGGAAAAGCAUUUUCGGAAACUUUUGGCUUUUUCAGUGCCGUCCACUCUCCUCGAUCAUCGAUGUCUGAUUUAUUCGCGAUGGCCGCGGUGAUUGCAGUCGGUUCAUGCUCGAAUGGAAAAGUCAUCAUCCCCUACAGGGGCGGCCGCGUUGAUGCAGCUGGUCCAGGUCCAUCGGGCGUCCCGCAGCCACAAGAAGAUCUUGCUUCACAUACGGCAAGUUUUGCUAGGCAGGGCUUUGAUGUGACUGAGAUGAUUCAACUGGUUGCCUGUGGGCAUUCCAUUGGAGGUGUUCAUGGAGUGGACUUUCCGGAAAUUGUCCCCAAUCCUCCCAACACAGGCACCGACAAUAUGGUGACCUUUGAUACAACAAAUAACGAUUUCGACAAUAAGGUUGCCAAGGAAUUUGUCGCCAAUAACACUCAAAACCCACUUGCGUUUGGUCAAAACGAAACAACACGAUCGGAUUUCCGUAUUUUCAACGCAGACGGGGGCAAAGUCAUCUCUCAGCUAGCAGAUUCCAACGAUUACUUUCUUAGCACAUGUACCACUAUGCUGGAGCGCAUGAUCAACACCGUGCCUCGCAGCGUAAAGCUAACGGACAUCAUUAAACCUAUCGCCGUCAAGCCCAGAAACCUCUUUAUUACUCCUAAUGCUGAUGGAACGCUGUAUGUGAAUGGCUUUAUUAGGAUCGCCAAUACUACAGCUGAUGCCAAUAAGAGUCAAGUCUUCAUCCACCCCAAAUCGCGCUCUGGCAAACUUCUACCAGUGGCCACUGCAACCACGAAGAAAGGGAUGAGUGGUGGUUGUGAUUAUCCCAAUUGUGGUCCAGAUUUCAUUUUCUACAUGUUCAACACAACAAUUUCAGCUGAAGAUGGCAUAUCGUCUUUUACCAUUGAGAUUCAAAACGACGCCGCUGGGAAAACUUCGCAAUUCGACAAUGGAGGCUCUGGAUUCCCUUUUUCAGAUGCCCUUCAACCAUUGUUUAGCUUGUCUAACCAGACCGAGUCCGUUGUUGAUAACGUCGUCUAUAACCAGCUGAAUGUGACCGCUUUGGUCUUGAAUGCUGAAGACUUCUCUGAUAUCUCGCUUAUCAUUAAUGUGCCUGUAAACCUUACUGCACCAAUCAGCCCGUGGACUCAAAGCAAAGUGUCGAUGAAGCCUUUGAGCAAGGUUCCAGGAACCAAUCACACUCUAUACACUGGUAGUUGGAAGGCUGCAUCUGCCGCAGGAACGGUUCCGUUCGAUAUUGUUGCUACUGGAAAUAAAAGCACUGUUUCGAGUUUGUUCAAUUCGUGGGAUAAUGUUCCGCAAUUUUUUGAUGAAUGA